This is a messenger RNA of Diorhabda carinulata, 974 nucleotides long. RefSeq names its product enhancer of split mbeta protein-like. Lineage: Eukaryota; Metazoa; Arthropoda; Insecta; Coleoptera; Chrysomelidae. The transcript has a single exon. The coding region runs from base 79 to 612 and encodes 177 amino acids. Gene Ontology annotation, cellular component: nucleus. Gene Ontology annotation, molecular function: protein dimerization activity; RNA polymerase II cis-regulatory region sequence-specific DNA binding; DNA-binding transcription factor activity, RNA polymerase II-specific. The record is from RefSeq and is a predicted model, not a curated record. Gene Ontology annotation, biological process: regulation of neurogenesis; anterior/posterior pattern specification; regulation of transcription by RNA polymerase II.
ACACAAGUUCAUUCUUACGUCUAAUACCCGACAAUCUUUAAUAUAUAUACCGAGUGGUCGUAAAACGUUUUACGUAAAAUGGCGCCUACUUCGUUUAGCACGAAUAUGAGUGAAUUGAACGAGGAACCGAUUUCUCGGACGUACCAAUACAGAAAAGUGAUGAAACCGAUGUUAGAAAGAAAAAGAAGAGCCAGGAUAAACAGGUGUUUGGACGAAUUGAAGGAACUGAUGGUGACGGCUCUACAAAACGAAGGCGAAAACGUAUCGAAAUUGGAAAAAGCCGAUAUAUUAGAAUUGACGGUUCGCCAUUUGCAUAAUUUGAAAAGUCAUCAUCAAUUGGUUUUGUCUCCGGAACAAUCGUACGCGGAUCGAUUUCGCGCGGGAUUUACGCAAUGCGCUCAAGAGGUGACGCAUUUUAUAACGAAUCCAUCGGACGUCGUGGAUCCCGAUGCCGGUAGGAAACUUCUGCAGCAUCUCGGCGCUUGUGUACGUCAAUUGGAUUACGUGUCGCACAAUUUCAACGUUCACUACACGCAGAAAAAUAAUUUGGUUUCCGUAUCGUCGAAUACGAAGACAAAAGGUAAUUCGGCGCCUAUGUGGAGACCGUGGUGAAGGAAAAACUAUUUUUUUUUAUAUAUUUAGUGAAGUUUGUGAUUUUUUUUUUAAUAAUAGUUCGUUGUAAAGGUAACUAUUGAAUAUUUUAUUUGAAAUUACUAACAUUUUCGAUAGUUUUUUUUUAAUAUUAUCAGUGCAAUGUUUUUAAUAAAUUUUAUUUAUUUAUAAACUGAAAUAUGUUGGUAGUUUUUAAUAAAAAUUGUCUUCCGUAGCUUUAAUACUGUGAUAAUACGAUAAAAAUAUAAUUGAAUUUUUAAUUGAUUUUUUCGUUUCGAUAUUUGCAAUAAAAAUAAUGGAAAGUGUCGUUUUGUAUCGAUUUGGCACUAAUAAAAUGUUUUUUUUUUAUAAAUAAACUAUUU